Molecule: messenger RNA, 2346 nt
Organism: Rhagoletis pomonella (apple maggot)
Lineage: Eukaryota; Metazoa; Arthropoda; Insecta; Diptera; Tephritidae
Exons: 5
Coding region: 90-1352 (420 amino acids)
Source: RefSeq, a predicted model, not a curated record
UACAUAUAUGAAACCAAAAAUUACUACUCUGCUACUUUUGUUAUAAAUACAAAAUAUAUAUCCAGUUAUGAUUUUGAAGUAGCCAAGGCAUGAGUGUAUAUAACGUGGACGAGCUAGUGGCGCCAGCAUGGAUGAACGAGGAAUUCUUUGGCGAAGUUUUGAGAAAUUUGGAAACAGGGGAUGGAAUCAAGAUAAUUAAAUUGGAUAUUAGUCCAGCUAGCAUGAAGGGAGAUCAUUUUGCCAGUAUAAUGUUUCGUGCCAAGAUUGAAUAUAAAACAACAUCGCAGGCAUCCUCUUCGACAAAGUCACUGAUUGUGAAAACACUGCCAGAUGGCGACGAAAAACAUGAAAUGUUGGAACAGUCACGAAUGUUCCAAACGGAAAUCAAUAUGUAUACGAAUACACUACCGAGAAUUGCCGAGGUUUUGGCGGAACACGGCGAUUCAAUUGUGCUGGCACCAAAAAUGUUGUACAGCACCUUAGAACCACGUCAAAUAAUUAUUUUAGAGGAUCUUAACGAAAAUGGGUAUACAGUGAUGCGCAACCGUUUCCCCACAGACGAUGAAAUGAAGGCCAUAUAUCGUAAAUUAGCCAAAGUGCACGCAGUGAGUUAUGCGAUUGGUCAAAGUGAGGAUCACGAAGUAGUUACACAACAUCAGGAAGGAAUGUUCAGUUCGGAGUUUAUUUUAGAGUAUGAAUUAUUCAAGAGCGCUUUGCGUAACUUUAUCGACCUGCUGACGACGCAUGACGAGUUCAGUGAAUAUCUGCCGAAAUUUCAAGUAAUGGAAAAAGAUAUUUUACGCCGAUGCCACGAGUUGUUUAAUGUCUAUAAAAACGGAAUUAAAAAUGAAGUUCUUGUGAUCAAUCAUGGGGACUUUCAUUUGAAGAACCUAAUGUUUAGAUUCGAUGAAAAAUCACAGAUGCAGGAUUUUAUGUUGUUGGACUUUCAGAUUAGCGUCUAUGCGCCACCCAUUGUCGACUUAAUUUACUCCAAAUAUGCGAUGUGUAGUUCAGCGAUGCGAGACAACUACGACGUUUAUUUGCGAUCGAAUUUUGAACAAUUCAAUGAGACGUUGAAAUUAAUCGAUUACAAGGGCGAAUUGCUGAAAUAUUGUGAUUUAAAAAUAAGUGCUUUGCGAUAUAGACACUUCACGGUUUUUAUCAUCACUUUACUACUGCCUAUACUCUACUCUGUGUUAAUUUUAAGUCCAGAGGAAUUGAAAGACAAGGACAGUUCUAAAGUUUUCAAUGAAGAUAAUGGAGCAACCAGCCUUUUUUACCGAAAUCCCAAGCUGAUAACUGAACUGCGAAAAUUGUUGCCGAUACUUCUAUGCGAAGGCUAUUUGGACUAAAUCAUUGAAGGCGUUUUAUUAGCUAUGUAUGUAUGUAUUUCAAAGGCAGAGACCGAAAAUAUCUGGUCCACAUUACACAAAUUCUAACUUUUACUAUCAUUAAGCAGUUCCUUUUUACUUUUAGUGAUAUGUAUAUAUAUCUCCGAUAGAACGAUUUAUGUGAGAGAUGUUAAGCUUAAUGGCUGUGAGAAAUGUAAUAGCGAGCGAAAAUAAAAAAUCAAUCUUAGUCAUAGAGCUGCAAAAGUGUCGAUACUGGCCGUACUCGAUAUUUAAGAGAAAAAACUCGAUACAUCGAUAUAUGUAUAUGGUUAAACUUUUUAUUUUAAAUGAAACACUGAAAAAACAUCUGCUCAUUAAACAAACGCAUAGAAUCUUUUACCAGCAGAAAAUUUAAUUUUAUUUAUAUAUGGGCAUUUCCAACGGUCGCAAACCGCACGUCCGUACACUUUUAAAGUUCAAAAAACAAGGAAAACAUACAUUUUUAUUUAUUGUUUUUUUAUGUUUCGAUAGCAUUUUGAUAGGUACAUAUAUCUCUGGUGCAUGUGAUCUUUCAAUAGGUUAGCAAUAAACAUGCGGUCGCGAACGUACGAAUAAUGGAGCUGCAAAUUGAAAAAUGCAACAACCUGCGAAAUGGAACAGAAUAUUGUAAAGCAACUAAUUUUAUAUUAAAGUGGAAUGAAGUAACUUUCGCCUAGCUAAUUGUGCGUUGGAACAUCUCUAUUAGUUUUUAUUUAUAAUCUUUCUACCAUUUUUGUAUACCUUUCAUGAAUAUUAACUGGUAUUAUAAAUUUGGUCCAAUGUUUUUAAGUGCUACCUGAAGAAGAAGAUACAGACCCAAAUAAAUGUUUGCCAAAUGAUAAGAACUUCGAGCUGAGUCGAUUUAGCCAAGUUCAUCUGUGUGUCUGUUUGAACGCAAUUUAGUUCCUCAGUUUUCGUGAUAUUCGACUGAAAUUUGGUAAGCGAAUGUAUUUUUAAAAAUGUUGCCAUUUAUUUU